UUUUUUCCCCCGAAAGUUUGGCGGACAUUUUCACCGCCACACUGAUUUGUGGCGCGCCACUGCCGCAAAAAACUCCCCAACAACCACGAUAAAUUCACCGUCCCUCAACUACUCUCAGAUAUAUCACCACCCCCAUCUCUCCUCAUCUCCCAUCCAUGGCUGCUCUCUACCUCGUUUCCAUGGCAGAUCCUCUCCCGCGGCCAUGCUCGUUGAUCUUGUGAUUAGCUACCUUCUCCUGUAGAUCUGAUUAAAGGGACACAAGAACUUCUGUGUUUGAGGAGCAGCUGCGUCUUCAUCAAGUUCUUUGUGUGCAGCAACGCGUCUGUGCGGGUCGAAAGGAGCUGCCGUUUGUGUGCGGCGACGACGCUUCCGCGCAGCCGGAAAGGAAGGUAAUAUUCUCUCUUUUCCACUGACAUCGAUCUGAUGGAUUUCGUGUUGAUUUCUGAAGUCUUUAGCUGUGCCUUUUUUUUUUGCCUGAUUAGCACUAAGGCACAUGUGCAUCCUUGUAUAAUUGAUGGUGAUUGAAUAAUCGUGUGGCACUAGAAUGUGGACCGGAUCUGAACUAAUAUAUACUAGUUCUUCACUAUUAGUUUUAUGCAUAUGUAUGCAGUAAUAGAUAGAUUUCAUUCUUGACUAAUAUAUGAUAAACAGUGAGCUUAAUAGAUAGAUAUCCAUAUCAUGUUGUUGCUUUCAAGAUAUUCAAAGUGUGCUUACAGUAUAUUAACUAUCAGUUUUUUUUCUCUUACUGAUACUGAUAACCAGUAACAGUGUGCUUACAGUAUUUGCAGUGACCUUAAUAGAUAGAUAUCAACUAUCAGUUUUUUUCUCUUACUGAUUCCAUACUUUUUCUGAAAAUAUGUUUUAGAUGGGUCAAAGAAAAUUGUAUUUACAGUAUUACUUGGACUACUGCCAUUAUAUAUGGAGGAGAAGAUUGAUUGCUGGAAUUCUGGUGUGCCUAACCAUGUAUUGGUAUAGGAUUAAUAGAAGAAAAAGGAAAAGAGCCAUUACAUAUGCUCCCAUGCUUGAUAGAGAUGUUGAAAGAUUAAGACGUCUAGACCGUUUAUACCAUGGAACCGAAGCACAUUGCAUAAGUGAGCUUCGUAUGAGGAAAGUUGUCUUCCAUAAGUUGUGUGCUGAGCUUAGAUCACGUGCCCUGCUAGAGGAGACUUUUCAUGUCACAAUAGAGGAACAAGUCGCUAUGUUUAUUCACGUUGUGGGUCACAAUUGGUCAAAUAGACCAAUUGCAUUUGAAUUCAUGAGAUCGGGUGAGACUGUUAGUAGGUAUUUCAAUCUUGUUUUAGAUGCCCUCUGUAUCCUUGCCCGUGACCUUGUAUGCAUCAAAUCCAUUGACACACAUCAAAAGAUAACAAGCUCUCAUGGCAGAUUUCACCCCUACUUUCAGGGAUGCAUAGGAGCCCUGGAUGGUACACAUAUUCCAGCAUGUGUACCUAUGCAUAUGCAAGACCGGUUUAGGGGUAGAAAGAAAUUUCAAUCACAAAAUGUGCUAGCAGCAGUUGAUUUUGACUUAAGGUUCUUAUAUGUUCUUGCUGGAUGGGAAGGUUCUGCCCAUGAUUCUUAUGUGCUUCAAGAUGCUCUAUCACGUACUAAUGGCCUUAAAAUACCAGAAGGUAAAUAUUUCCUAGCUGAUGCCGGAUAUGCAGCUAGACCUGGUGUAUUACCCCCAUACCGAGGUACCCGAUAUCACCUAAAAGAAUAUAAGGGCGCUAGAGAACCAGAGAACCCAAAGGAGUUAUUCAACCUUCGGCAUUCCUCUCUUAGAACAACUAUUGAGCGAGCAUUUGGUGCCUUGAAGAACCGCUUCAGAAUAUUUAAAUGCCAACCAUUUUUUCCUUUGAAAACACAAGUGAAAAUUGUGAUGGCUUGUUGUGCACUUCAUAACUGGAUUAUAGAGGACGGUCCUGAUGUCUAUGUGUAUGACGAUGCUGCUUGGUAUGCAGCGCUGCCACGGAGUGUAAGAAACCGUACUGAUAUGCACCAGGAGAAUUUGUCAUGGGCAAAGAAAAGAGAUGAUACGGCUAAAAAGAUGUGGGAAGAUAAAAAUGGCUAAAGGAAAGGCGAAGGCUGAUGCUUUUCCAACCUCUCAUGAGAGGUCCUUGACUUGGCAUGAGGAUCAAACAAAAUUCAUGCUAGAGUGGUACAUGGAAUACUUGAAAAAACAACAUGCAGGUUUUAAGGUAAAAAA
Molecule: messenger RNA, 2203 nt
Organism: Oryza sativa Japonica Group (Japanese rice)
Lineage: Eukaryota; Viridiplantae; Streptophyta; Magnoliopsida; Poales; Poaceae
Source: RefSeq, a predicted model, not a curated record